ACAUCCUCCUUCCACUUAUAUAUGAGUACCACCAAGUACCAUUUACUACUGCAAUAAUCCUUGUAUUACUACUAAGACAGAUACCAUGCCCCGCAAAACGCCCAUAUCUAACAAACGUCGCAAAGAACAGCUCCUCGUCAGACGUGCGCUUAAGCGAGGGGACAUUUCAAUUGAGGACCACGACGCUAUUCGCACUCAGCAGAAACUCAAGACCGAGAAAAGGGGCCCUGGAGCAGUCGCUGCUAGGUCGGGAGGCCCAGUGGAUACAACCUCGCGAAAGCUGCAAUCAAAAUUCAUCGCGCUAUCAGCAGAUUACGUGGCCAGAACAAGAGACUUGGCAUACGCGUUGCCCUUACAGCGACCACUGGCCCCGGAAAGUGCAGUCUUCCCUUUAGAGAUCCUUCAAGACAGAGAUCCAAAGCGUAGACUUAGAUGUCCUUCUAGACCAAAAUUCCGGUAUGGUCAAACCAAGACAGAAGUCGAGAAGAACGAGGAGGGCGUAUUCAAAAAAUGGCUGAAGGAUAUAGAAGAGGUGGUGCAUGAAUGGGUCGAUGGAGAUGAGGAGCAAGUGUAUGUCGGAGAAUCGAUCUAUCAAGUACCCAGGGGUCCAACAUGGUUUGAGACUAACCUUGAAGUUUGGCGACAAUUCUGGCGCGUCACAGAGGCGUCUCAAAUUCUGCUUUUACUUCUUGACUCACGAUGUCCCCCACUUCAUUGCCCUCCAUCCCUCCGCACACAUUUGAAAUCGCUUGUGCCUAGUAAAGAAAUCAUAUUAGUUCUUACGAAGUCUGAUCUUGUAGACUCUAAAGCGUUGGAAGGCUGGAAGAAAUGGGUUAGAAGCUGGUGGGGCCAAGAGAGCGUCCAUAUUGUAUCCGUGAGAAGUUACGAUACUGAGCUACUACGAGAAGGCAAAGGAAGGCAUAAGCCUGAUAUCCCUCAGCAAUCUCUAGAUGAGCUCAUAUCGGCCCUGCAAGCCGCUCACGAAAGGCUCUUACACUCUCCUAAUAGAGACAAAGAUGACAAAGAGCUGGACAACUGGAAACCCCCGGUCAGAUCCUCGGUCGAUUGGGCCUCCUUGAAGGACGAAGAUCAUAUACCCGAUCCCAGAGUGGACACCGUGGAAGAAAAUAUCGGACCACAAAAUUCCGUAGGAAAGCUUCCCUCGGGGCAGGGAGAUGAGCAGAGUACACCUGAAGAAGCUAAAGCUCCCUCCACGGAGCCUCUUACUCUUGGUCUCAUCGGCCAACCUAACGUUGGCAAAUCGUCACUCCUGAAUGCCCUCCUGGGAGAGCAAAAAGUGCGGGCCAGUCGAACGCCAGGCAAGACUAAACAUUUUCAAACAAUGUUUUGGGGACCUAAAAAGGAAAUUAAGAUAGUGGAUUGCCCAGGGCUUGUGUGUCCCUCCUUAGCAGGGUUAGAAAUACAGGCUAUGGCAGGUAUCAUACCUAUCGCACAGAUACCUUCUCUUCCGUCGUGUAUUUUAUUCGCCUCGGCACAUAUGCCCAUUGAAGCCAUUUUCCGUGUGCAUCUUGAUAUUGAUGUUCAGGACGAUACCGGCGCCUUUGCAUCGAAGAAGACAUAUAGAAAUGCUGAGCAGGCGGAGAGAGCCAAACAAAGGGAAGAGGAGGAACGCAGGGGAGUUAGGUGGACUGUUGGAGGGGUACUGGAAGCAAGAGCAUUGGAUAAAGGCUUUAUGACCGCGAAAGGGGGAAGACCCGAUAUAAAUCGGGCCGCGAACGGAAUGAUGCGUGCUCUUGCGGAUGGUAAAGUGAAGUGGGGCUUUUACCCGCCUGGAAUGACUGGAAAAACAGACAUGGGAAUAUGGCUGGGAGACGAUGACCCUGAAGGAGUAGAAGAGGGAGAUACGGCAGGGGCAAGCUGGGAUGAAAGGAACGACGAUGAUGAGGGGUUUAUCAGUGAGGAGUCAGAAUUUGCUGACCAGAGGGCAAAUGAAGAGGUAGAGGCGGAAGAGGUCGAGAGCCAGCAAAGUGGAGAGGAGGCUACAAGCUCCAAUGUCAAGCAGAUUGGAGGGUUUUUCGCGGCUCUGGAAGUGAGUGAUAAUGAGGAAGAAGGAUCUGAGGAUGAAGAUAUCGGCGACGCAAACGAGUAGAAGGCUGUUGAUGCCCUAUAACCACGUAGCCUGCUGUGUAUAACAGCUAAGAUGGCAUCACUGAUGAGAUGAAAACUUUGCUCUUAAGAUCGCCCUCAUGGCUGUGGGAUGAAUUAGGGAUUUAGACCUCCUCGCUCUGCUUUUCCCAUAUGACUCAUUAGUGGAGAUUGGCUUCGCUUUAUUGGACUUCGUGACAAGGCAUUUAAGAAAAAAAAACACUCAGAAGAGAUCGAUAUCAUUUUAAGCGCAAAAUUAACCUGGUGCUGAACAACGAUGACGCGGAUAUUCACAAUCCCAUCAACCAGCCAUUGCCAACGAACAACUAAGGUGUAAUGGUUUGAGGAAACUUUGUUGUGCUGAUGAAGAUGCCGCUGUCAAACAAUUCAUGGAGAAGCAGUAGUGACAAUGAUGGUCGCAGUAGCGAAUGAGGAUGAGGGCAGUUGGGCUUGGGCAUGACAUAAUAACACAGGAGCGUUCAUUCUCUCUCUCCCCAAUGAAGGCGGACCUCGCCUGUCUGGCAUACACGCAGUGAGCGUCUUGUAAGUAACAUGCAGCGAAUAAUAUCUCUG
Cryptococcus deneoformans JEC21 is the source of this 2679-nucleotide messenger RNA. Its product is annotated as GTPase, putative. Lineage: Eukaryota; Fungi; Basidiomycota; Tremellomycetes; Tremellales; Cryptococcaceae. Gene Ontology annotation, molecular function: GTP binding; GTPase activity. The record is from RefSeq and is a predicted model, not a curated record. The transcript has 7 exons. The coding region runs from base 86 to 2110 and encodes 674 amino acids.